GCGUUCUUACGUUUCACGUUGCUACAACUAAUAUCUCAUCACGCGUACAGAAAUUUUAAGACCAUACAGUAUUAUUUGCAAUUGGUGCUACAUAUGAGUUUCGAAGUUAUUGUUGCUCUAGGCGAUUUGGUUUUACUUACAACUGAUAAAAGUGAUCUAAAGUGCAAAAUUUUCAUCGAAAACAAAUUCAUACUAGCUUAUGCCACUCCUGUGCAGCACGGAUCCUCGAACAUUUCUCUUCAAUACAUUUUAAAUGCUAUUGUGGCCAGUAAUCAAGCAAACAACCAAAUGUCUACUCCAAACAAUGUUCAAAAAAGAAGUAUAAUUUAA
Molecule: messenger RNA, 330 nt
Organism: Dracunculus medinensis (Guinea worm)
Lineage: Eukaryota; Metazoa; Nematoda; Chromadorea; Rhabditida; Dracunculidae
Source: the annotation of a GenBank genome assembly